CACAAUAAACAGCAAUCAUAAAAAACAUGGCGUCCAUGAAAGAAACAGAGUUGCAAUGCGAUGUAUUUCAGGAUAUUUUAUCAAAACUAGAAUCUAAUGAGUUCUACGAACAGAUUAAAUCUCACCUUUAUAACAUAUCUGCGAAUUCAUCGGAUAUUAAGGGCACAGAUUCAGCCGAGAGAUUUUUAUCAUGGGCCAAAUUAGACAGUAAUCUGAAAGUAGUGUCAGUAGAUGUGCCUUCGCUCAUUUUACCAAAUGAUUAUGAAGGGAGGUUGCAUGACGUGAGAGUUUUUGUUAAAUUUGGACCAGAUGACCCGGUAUAUGAUAACAACAAGGAAAUUAGAGAGAGGAUAGCUAGAGGAAACAGUUUUUUAGAGUUAACAAACAAGGCACCUCGUACAUUCUGUGCUCUCCAAGCUAUGAAGAAGUUUACUGGUGGGCUUGGUGAUGAUGAUGACAGGGAGUCUGGGGAUGAUCUUGUCUGGCAGAAAUAUUUUACUAAGCCAAUAGAAGAAGCAGAAAUUGUUAUAGCCACUAACAAAGCUAAUGGUGAAGCUGCACAUCUAAGUUGUAUAGAAAUUGAUAAUGAAAUCAUUCUAUGUGGAGGCUCAAAAAAUGUCCAUUUACUGUUUAGAAAUAAAAGUGAUAUAGACAAGUAUGUAGAACCAAGAUAUAGAAUAGCAACUGAAGUGUGUCAUACAGUGAUGGAGGCAUUAGAUGAUAUGACUGAGAAAGAUCGGCUCAGAUUAAUGAAAUUUUUAGUUCAAAGUCAAUAUACGGCAGUGUUUGAAAUAUUAUCUCCCCUUCAUCAACAUGUUGUCAACCUAUCAUAUUUAAAAAGACCAGCUUUGAAGUUUAUAUCAUGGACAAAAUGUGAAUUGGAAGCAUCAGAAAAAUUACACCAUUUAAACAUAGUUCCUCCACAUGUUGGAAUAGAGAUAGCUAAGUGUCUAGGUUUAGAUCCAGUUACGUAUGAGAAAGUGAAGGUGUCAGAUCUAGAUAUAUUCAUGAAACAGAUCAGGAAAGGAUUUGACUCGGAAGGAAAGGUGUUAUAUUUUCUAGACAGUGAAAAUCAAGUGAUAGGCCUCCUUAAAAAGAAAACAACAUGGUAUAUAAUGUGUAGAGCUGUGAGGGAGAAAGUUAAGACAGCAGUUAACCAGUCUAUCAAAAAUCCUAUGAAAUAUUCCAAAACUAGAUCUUCAAAUCAGAUAGAGAAGAGAGUCAGAGAGAUUCAAAAAUGGCUUCACCUGGACAAUGCUACCACAACAGCAUGGAAGGAACUGGGAACAAGUUGUUUGAAGUGGGUUCUUCGUGAAGUAGAUGACAAUAAAUUAUCACCAGAAGAAGUGAGGGAUAUGUUUCCUGUAUACUGGGAGAGAUUUUUACGAGAGACAGGGAGUACAGAUAGAAUUGAUGUGGAGGAAGAUGACAUAACCGAGUCGGGGGCAUGUGGAGUAGAUUCUUGAUAAUUAAGGGGCCGUUAUAUUUUAGUGAUAGUGCUGGCACUAACAAAUAUUGUGAGAUGUUGAUCCUGUGAAAUUUCAAUAUGGACUUUCUUGAUUUCAAUUUCAAGAUUGUUUAUACACACUAUAUGAAGAGCUGCACUGCUUAACUCAGCAUCCCCAUCUGCUACAGAUUUCUGAUAAAGUUUUUGCGCAGUAAAAAAUUUUUACUCUUACCCGAAACUGAUUAGUUAGUGAAAUAUUUUUCCAGCUCGAACUGCUUUAUCUCUUAAAGGAUUUAAUUUAAACUUACAAUACAUGUUCUGUAUCAUCCAAAUAUGUGGCAAGGUUCAUAACUCUAGCGCCAAUAUAUUCAAUAUGUGAUAAUGUCAGAUAAUGUUUUGGAUUAAGAACUUUUUAUAUACAUGUAUUUCUUUAUACUUUUAUCUUCAUAAUGGUAUCUAUUUGAGACUUAAGGUAGUUGUUCCUGGUCAUCUCUAACAUGAUGAGAAGGUUCAUUACUCUCUACUUUCAUAGAUCUGUCUUUUUUUUCUGUGUCCAGUACAUGUAUUUUAUUAGUUGAGCAUACUGUCUCCUCUGCUGUCAGCUCUUUUUGGAGCUAUUGGUCAUCUAUUUUUAGCUCACCUGUCAUAAAGUGACAGGGUGAGCUUUUGUGAUCGCUUUUCGUCCGGCAUCCGUCCGUCCGUCGUCCGUCCGUAAACUUUUACUUUAAAUGACAUCUCCUCAUAAACCACUGAGCCAAUUUCAUCCAAACUUCACAGGAAUGUUCCUUUGGUGGUCACCUUUAAAAAUUGUUCAAAGAAUUUAAUUCCAUGCAGAACUCUGGUUGCCAUGGCAACCGAAAGAAAAAACUUUAAAUAUCUUCUUUUAAAAAACCAUAAGAGCUAGAGCUUAGAUAUUUGGCAUGAAACAUCUUCUAGUGAGUGUCUACCAAGUUUGUUCAAAUAAAAGCCCUGGGGUCCAAAUUGGCCCUGCCCCGGGGGGUCAUUGAUUUUCCCUAUAUGCAUGUAGUAAAAACUUAAAAAAUUUUCUUUUAAAGAACCCAAAGAGCUAGAGCUAAGAUAUUUAGCAUGAAACAUGUUCUAAUGGGUGUCUACUAAGUUUGUUCAAAUAAAAGCCCUGGGGUCAAAAUUGGCCCCGCCCCGGGGGGUCAUUGAUUUUCCCUAUAUGCAUAUAGUAAAAACUUAAAAAAUCUUCUUUUAAAGAACCCUAAGAGCUAUGGCUAAGAUAUUUAGCAUCAAACAUGUUCUAAUUGGUGUCUACCAAGUUUGUUCAAAUAAAA
Molecule: messenger RNA, 2745 nt
Organism: Ruditapes philippinarum (Manila clam)
Lineage: Eukaryota; Metazoa; Mollusca; Bivalvia; Venerida; Veneridae
Exons: 13
Coding region: 27-1466 (479 amino acids)
Source: RefSeq, a predicted model, not a curated record